UCAAUAAGGAAGUAAGCCGGAGACCAGCUAAAUAGCUCAAUAAGUUAUACUAUUAACAAUAACGAGCAAAUUACCUCUAGUUAGUGAAACAAUUGUUCUAUAUGCAACCAUGAUAUGGUUGUGAGACUAAUAUCAGCUUUUUAUAAUUCAAUACUAAGCUCACGGGAACUUUUAAGGUGGUUUUAUAGUAGCUUUCCGUUUUGUUUACUGUGGUAACCAUGAUGCUAGCUAGCUAGCUGACUAGCUGAGCUAGCUAAACUAGUCGAUUGUUAGCUAGCAAAAAUUAUAAAUCGAGUUUUUUAGGUGUUUGUCAACCUAAGCCUUUAGAUGUAUACUAAACAACGCGUAGCUAUCUGUAUUUGAAGUUUAUUAACUACUGUAGCGGUUUAGCGUGUGCAAGCUAAGUGAGUUUGCUGGACAAUCAAGUGAGCCAACCACCCAUUAAUAGCUAGUCUAGCUAACCAGUUACGAUUAUUUAGGAAGCACAGGAGUUGACAUCCACCACUUUUUUAGCUUCUUCAGGUCCUGGUAAAUCUAAAUUUGGCCUCCACCAUGUCAAUCGAUUUUGAUAGCGCAGCCCUGCAAACUCAACAUGAUGAGGAGGAGUACGACCCAGAAGACUACGCACGAGAACAAGAGUUGCACAAGCUGCUGACAGACCUUCCAGAUGACAUGCUGGAGGACAGCAGGGAGGAGUCCUCUCCAGAGCUGGAUUACUCUGCCUGCAGCAACCAAGACUCCAGUAACAGACAACAGCAAAAAUGGCCCCAACAAACUGAAUGGUCUGAUCAUAACAGACAACAAAGAUCUGCCUCCCAGGUGGAGAACUCCGAGGACAAUUUCGACCAAGGCCCCUAUCAUGCUGAGUACUCCUAUGAAGAAAGCGUUUUGGAAAUCAAUGGCCAUGCUAAUUCUCCUCAUAGCCAGCCUCUGCCCCACACCUGGACGCAGCCAGGCCAGGAGUACCAGUACAACCAUGUGGGCUACAGGUAUGCCAGCGCGGGUACAGAGAAGCCUGUAGCCUGUGCUAGUAUCUCCACAGAGGAGGAGCAUGAACCAUACCCUCAUGGAGCUGUCGGCCCUGCAGUGGAAUACAGAGGGGAGGAGGGGCAGAGGGACACACAGAGCUAUGGAGGUCAAAACGGCGCACGGCAACAGUUUCAAAACGUUGAGGAUGCGGGGUCUGGGGACAGAAGGGUGGAUCAUUACAAAGCCAGCUACCAGCCCUGCCAACCCUCCAGCCAACCAAAGAUGUUCAACUCAGAGUCCCGCCAAGAAGGCGGACAUUUUGACCAACUGCAGAGGGAAUUCUUGGACUCGGCUCAGAACACUGCUGAGAGUCAGCAGCUUGCUCAGAUGGAGAUUUUGAACAAGGCCCAGCUGAGACAAAUGGAAGAUCUGGAACGUAAACUGGAGGAUUCAAGGCGCAACAUGAGAUACUUGGAGCAUCAGUUUGCCAUUGUGAAAGAUGAGAAGGAUGGGAUGACGGUGACCCUGAAGGAGUCCAGCCGGCUCAUCGAGGAGGCACAGAAUCGAGAGCUCCAGCUGCUGAGUACUGUCAAGUCCCUGGAGCAAAAGGUUCAUUCUCUGACGGAACGAGACCACGAAAACAUGAAGAAGCAGCGCGUGGCGGAUGCCGCCGUGGACAGCAUGCAGCAGCAGAUGAUGGAGCUGGGACGCUCCGACACGCUGUCCAGAGCGCGGGAGAAGCACGACCGGGACAUGUCUGCUGUGAGGGAGAAGCAUGAGGCCAAGCUGCUGGUGCUGCAGCAGCAGCUAGACACCUGCUCCCAGGCCCAGGAGGAGCAGAGGGAGCUGGCCCAGAGACUGCGGGAGCAGGUGACCCAGCUGGAGCGCAGGAGAGAGGAGGAGCAGGUGGAGAGGGCUACCGUCAUCAACACCCUCACUCAGCGCCUGGAGGAGGGCCAGCAGCAGUGUGCCAAACUGCUCCAAACAGGUUCAGUGCAAGAGAUGAGCCAGUUGCAAAUCAAACUCCAGCAAGCUCAGUCAGCCAAGACCUUGAGUGAAAACAUGAACCAAGUCCUCCAGGAAGACCUGAAUGAUCUGAAGGAGCAGAUCACGCUGUAUGAGUCGGCGGUAAAGCAUGGAGUGAUAACGCCAGACCUCAACAGGGACUGGGAAAGACAUCUGUCGGAGUCUUACGUGGAUUUAGGAAUCAAGGAGAAAAACCUGAAAAACGUCCGGGCUCACAGCACUCCCCUGGCGUGCCUGGCAGCCCCCACGCAGCCCCGAGACGAGGCAGCGAGGGAGCUGAGGGCCGAGCUGCAGCGCUCCCUCGCCUGCCUGAAGGGCAAGAGGCAGAAGAUCAGCAACCUGCAGGAGGAACUCCGCCACUCGCAGGGACGCCUGGACAAGCUGCAGGCCCAGCUGGAGCAGGCUCAGGUCACCACACCCACCACCGCCACGGUCAGAGGAGCCGCCUCAGAGAAGCUUCCGGACUCAACAGCUCUCCAGAAGGACGUCUCGAGACUGCAGGAAGAACGACAAAGUCUCCUAGAACAUGUACAGCUGCUAGAACAAAAGAACAAGGAGCUGAGGCAGAGCGAAGAGAAGGUGAGGGCAGCCAACACUGAGCUGUGCUCCAAGAUGAGGGAGAUGAUCCAGGAGCUGGACCAGGAGAAGCAGGAGGCCGCGGAGAGGUACGAGAGGACCCACCUGCAGCACAGGGAUGACGUGGUUAACAGGCUCCGAGCCCAGCUGACCCUGGAGCACGCGGCUCAGGUCCAACAGCUCACUGCUGACCACCAACAGCAGCUCCAGCAGCUCCAAUGCAAACUGUCUGAGGUCAGUGCUGAGAUCGUGGCUGUGCAGGAGUGCUACAUCUCGGUCUGCAAGGAAAAAGACCUGCUGGAAGACAAGCUUCAGAGGGGAUCUGAGGCUGAGAUGAGAGAGAACGAGCUGAGGAUGAGAGAGGAGAGUCGCACAGCCCUGGAGGAGAUGAGGGCGGAGCUGGAGAGGCAACAUCAGACUGCAGUGGACCAGCUGCAGACUGUUUGGUCUAGUGAGACACAGAGACAGAUCCAGGAUCAGGUGACCUCUGCCAAGGCUGUGUGGCAGGAAGAGCAGGAACAGAGGGAACGGGCCUGGGCUCAGAGGCUGGAGGAGGCCAGGGAGGAGGCCAGGGAGGAGGCCAGGGUGGAGGCCAGGGUGGAGGCCAGGGAGGAGGCCAGGGUGGAGGCCAGGGAGGAGGCCAGGGUGGAGGCCAGGGUCCAGACCCACAGAGCCAGCCAUGAGGAGGCCUCGCAGACAGAGGGCGGGGCCUCGCAGACAGAGGGCGGGGCCAGCCCUGAGAGCUUCAGCAGAGAGGAGCUGGAGGAGCGGCUCAGGGCUGAGAGGCUGAGGUUGCUGCAGGAGGCUGACUCUGACAAACACACGGCCCUGCAGGAGACUCAGAGACAGCUGCAGGACACUCAGAGACAGCUGCAGGAGACCCACCUGGAGGACAUGACCAAGCAGGUGGAAGGCGCAGUAACCAGGGCCUACAGCCGCUGGCUUGAAGACCUAACCUCUCUCCCAGAGUACAAAGCCAAUCUCCAGAGAGAGAGGGCAAAAUGGGACGAACGACAGGACGAACAUGUUCAAGAGCAGGUGUCCUUGGCUCUGAGGGCGGCCGAGGAGCAGUGGCGGCAGAGCGUGGCUCUGGAGGAGCCGGGGCCAGGAGGCCAGCGGGUGGAGGAGCUCCAGGAGAAGCUGCUGUCUCUGCAGAGCCAGCUGGAGCGCGUGAAGGGGGAAGAGCCCGCCCUGCUGAAGGCGGAGCUGGCCGGGGCUAAGGCUGUCUGGAACCGGGACAAGCAGCAGGAGAUGUCCUCUCUCCAGAGCCUGCACGAGCGGGAUCGUCACGCCCUGAUCCAGGAGCAGCGCGUGACGCUGGAGCAGGCGGUGCAGCAGGCGGUGCAGCGGGCCAGGGAGGACGCAGAGCGCCACAGGAAGCAGCUGGUCCUGCAGAAGGAGGCGGAGCUUCAGCAGGCUCUGAGGGACAGGCAGGAGGAGUGGAGAGUCCAGCAGGAGAGCAGGGGCCAGGAACUGAGGAGGCAGGGCAGAGAGGAGGCCCUGCUGGAGCUUCAGGCUGGGCUGGCUGAAGCCCAGGACCUGCUCCUCCGAGAGGCUCACACUCGGCCCCCAAACAGGGGGGAGGACAGGACAGCCUGCAGCUCUGCCCAGGAGGGGGGUAUAAGACACAUUCUCCAGUCGGCAUGCAGAGAGAUAAUUUGCAGAGCUGUAGGCCAGGCCAAGACAGAGUGGGAGAGGAUAAGUGAGGACAGACUGGCUUGUGUGUUGAAAGACACAAAGCAGUGCCACGAGAGAGAAGUCAGCCAGAUCCACAACACGGCGGCCCAGAAGAGACAGGAGGGUCGUUGUGGUAAACAGUGCGCUGAGACUGUGGCCAAGCUGAGGAGGAAGAACCAGGACCUGCAGAAGCAUCUGGAGAAGGCCUGUCGCCAGCUUCAACUCACCGUCAGAGAGAACAAGGCCAGCGUACAGCGCCUCAAAGAGGAGCACGAGGACAGGAUGCGGCAGGAAAAAGACCACCUGCAGAAGAAGCUGGCGGGAAAGAAACAGUCCCAGGAAUCCACUCUGGGCUCAGAUAACCCACAGAAUAUUCAAGCUGGCCUUGAAGAGAUGAAGGAACAGUACAUGAACGCUAUCGGAAAAAUCAGAGGAGACAUGCUGCGCUACCUGCAGGACAGCAAGGAGCGAGCGUCUGAGAGGAUCCGUGCGGAGGUGCUCCGAGAGAGGAGGGACACGGCCAGGACGAUGCGGCAGUACUACCUGACGUGUCUGCAUGAGCUCCUGGAGGAGAGCGGGCAAAGCGCAGGAGCUGAGAAAAAGAUUAUCAAUGCUGCUAGGAAGCUAGCAGCCAUGGCCAAGGCCCUGGAAACUCCUACCAAGAAGAACUCAGCGAGGUAUCCCACCCCACAGCGUUCAUCAUCAAACACCGACGCUGCCGUGGAAAACAUCCCCAGUGGAGGUUCUAGUAAACAUCAGUCACCCGAAGCCUCCGUCCCAGAGACCAGGUGUGAGAAGUGGACAGUGGAGAGGAAGACCGACAGGACAGAACCAGCCAUGUCGAGGACCAGGUCCAAGCCCACGGUAAAAGCCCCCCACCAGGACGUCCUCACGAGCGGAAAGCUGAAAACGCCAAAAGACUCUUCAUCUAAAGCCCUCCUCCCUCCAGCUCCCCACCCCUCUCUCCGGCCCGCUGGGCAGGCCUCGCUGGGGGAGGUCCACCACAGGGGUCUGACCGACGCCCAUGUGACUCUGAGGAACCAGGGCAGAGAGGUGUACCUGCGGGGCGUGGACACGGGGAAAGCAGAUGAUCCCCUUGCUUCUCAGAGGACACCCACCCUCCUCCAGGAGACCCCCGUCAGGGACGGCGGGCAGAGCGACUGGAGCAACCCCGCACCUGGAGACGUGUUUGUCCCCCUCCGCCCCUACCACAGCAGGAGGACGGAGCCCCUCCUCCCUCUGUCCGCUGCCUCAUCUGACCUGCGGGAGUUUGGAAGUCUCACCGCUGACCACUCUGACAUGACUGUUUAUCAGGAGAUAGUCAACAUGCCACCCCACACCAAAGCCUUAACGCUCCCCAGUGUUCUGGGGAGUGCACACAGAGAACCUGUUCCAGUCUCCGAGGGGGAGAAGCUGGCUCCCCUGUGCUCCAAGAGCCUGUUCCCAGAGCUGAAUCUGUGCCAGCAGGACAGUGGCUUCAACAGUCCUUUCACCAUUCGGAAAUGAGAGAUCAAUGCAAGCCAGGGGAGGUCUUGUUUUAAGGGAUGUCCCUGCGUCUCAUUAAUUUGGAAUUUCCUGUUGACUAAUUCUCUGUCAUGUUGCCGCUUCUUCCUUCCGUGUGUAAGAACGGGCCCAGUCGGUCCUCUUGAAUAUAGAGUGGUGUGUGAAGUGAAUGCCAACAUGAUAGUUUGAGUGUUGUGGGAAUCGAGUGAGAAACCUUGUUACGCGUCUCAAUUACCAAAUUUCUAAAUGCUAUUGUUGUUGAUUUAUGGAUUUCUGAGGUUUCAUGUAGUUUUUUAAAUUUAUUUUUUUAUAUUUUAUAUUUAUAAAUUAAUUAGAUAUGCUGUGCAUAUAAAUUAAAAUUAAAAUCCAAUAUGAUUGUGUAGUC
This is a messenger RNA of Hypomesus transpacificus, 6136 nucleotides long. RefSeq names its product centrosomal protein 152 (gene cep152). Gene Ontology annotation, biological process: centriole replication. The coding region runs from base 553 to 5754 and encodes 1733 amino acids. NCBI's taxonomy places the organism in Eukaryota, Metazoa, Chordata, Actinopteri, Osmeriformes, Osmeridae. Gene Ontology annotation, cellular component: centrosome. The transcript has 29 exons. The record is from RefSeq and is a predicted model, not a curated record.